AUGACGGGCGCACCCGAAGUAUCCCACGGCCGCGGCGGGGCCGGCAACAUCAACCCCGACGACACCAAGUACGUCGACGGCGAGAUCGUGCGCCUGGGCCAGGUGGGCAGCCACGGCGACGGCGCCUUCAGCACCGGCCGAGGAGGCGCAGCCAACAUCGCCGACGUCUCAACGCCUGCCUCCCCCACGCGCGCCGACCGCGAGGUCAUCCCCGCCGAGGCCACCCGCGUCUCCCAGGACGGCGACUACCACGUCGGCCGCGGCGGCGCCGCCAACAUCCACCUCGCCGCCGAGCACCAGAAGUCGCCGCAGGAGGCUAAGGAGGCCGCCGCCGCCGCCACUUCCACCGCAACGACCGCCCCCACCACAGCGUCCAACGCGCCCUCGAACCAGGGUCUCGCCGAUAAGCUCAAGCACAAGAUCUUCAGCGUGUUCAGGAAAUAG
Durotheca rogersii is the source of this 444-nucleotide messenger RNA. RefSeq lists its product as uncharacterized. The transcript has 2 exons. Bases 1 to 444 code for a protein of 147 amino acids. The record is from RefSeq and is a predicted model, not a curated record. NCBI's taxonomy places the organism in Eukaryota, Fungi, Ascomycota, Sordariomycetes, Xylariales, Xylariaceae.